Molecule: messenger RNA, 1080 nt
Organism: Aplosporella prunicola CBS 121167
Lineage: Eukaryota; Fungi; Ascomycota; Dothideomycetes; Botryosphaeriales; Aplosporellaceae
Exons: 1
Coding region: 1-1080 (359 amino acids)
Biological process (GO): regulation of transcription by RNA polymerase II
Molecular function (GO): DNA-binding transcription factor activity, RNA polymerase II-specific; RNA polymerase II cis-regulatory region sequence-specific DNA binding
Source: RefSeq, a predicted model, not a curated record
AUGACGGCAAACCUUGGGUAUAUGUACGGCUCACAGCCCACGACCGGCCGUGUCGAUAGCCUGACCGACUUCAACUGCUCUGGUACACUGGAAUUCGAUCACAUUAACAGGGGGCUUGACGACAUGGACCAAGUAAAGGCUUUCCGCUUUGACCCUGAGUCGUCAGCGACAUCACACGACGUUUCGGCUUCCUCAUACAUGGAAGACAUGCGAGAGGCAACGGUCCAGCCUACUAUGCUCUUUGAGACGACAAGCUCUAAACCCCAACAAAAUUCCUUCUUUUCUGCACAGUCCUUCCCAUCUCCCUUUGCCGACUUCCAAAAUUCACGCCAGCAAUACGGCCAGGUCACACCUCCAGAUGAGCUUUCUCCAAAGGAGAUUGCCGUGACCGCCUCAUCGCACGAAGUGGGAAGGGGCGAGAGCGAAGAACCCGGAGAUAUGGAGGCCACUAUCCUAAAACGGGACAACAAGAGACGUAGGUCGACCAAGACGAAGAACGCUUCGCCUCCCCCGAAGAAAAGGAGCCGCAAAAGCAAAGUUCCUGAGACAAUGGAUGGGUUAGAUCCCGAAGAGCACGCAAAGAGAGAACAGUUCUUGGAGAGGAACCGCAUAGCAGCGCACAAAUGCCGGCAGAAGAAGAAGGAGUGGAUGGUUGGCCUGGACGAGCAGUGCAGAGACCUGUCUGCUCACAACAAGUUGCUGCAGGCCCACGUAGCCGAGCUUAGCGAAGAGGUGUUCCGGCUCAAGAACAUGGUGUUCCAGCACACUGACUGCCGUUUCCCACCGAUCCAAGCGUACAUUCAAAGCACUGCAGAGCAAUUACGCAAUCGCGUGAGUGCGAACGCGCAUGCCAUGGGGGAACUACCAGCGGCACUACGCCCAAGCUUCUCCAGCGUCGGUUCCAGCGUAAAUUCCAGCGUGGGUUCCGGCGUGCAGUCUGGGUACAGUUCGUCUCAUCUCGAUGCAUCUGGUGAUCGGGAACUCAGGGAAUCGAGCGGAAAUGGCAGUCUUCGGUCGAGGUCAGCCAGUGCCGACAGCGAGCCUCUCAAAGAUGAUUGGACUAGUUUGCUUCAGCCGUGA